Molecule: messenger RNA, 685 nt
Organism: Pogonomyrmex barbatus (red harvester ant)
Lineage: Eukaryota; Metazoa; Arthropoda; Insecta; Hymenoptera; Formicidae
Biological process (GO): detection of chemical stimulus involved in sensory perception of smell; sensory perception of smell
Cellular component (GO): plasma membrane
Molecular function (GO): olfactory receptor activity; odorant binding
Source: RefSeq, a predicted model, not a curated record
CUCAUUGAAGAAUUAAUAACUUUUCGAUUUUAAUUUCGUGUAAAAAAGAGAUAUAUCUAGUCGAUGAUGUUAUCACCAUUUCAUUAUAUACAUAUUCUGUAAAAAAUAUACCACUUGAUCAUAAUAUCAGUUUAUUGUUUCCAAAAAGUUAUAAAUUCAUUCUAGGUUUUUUAUCCACAAUCUUUUCUUUUUUUAUCAACCACUAUAAACAGACUUAUACGAGAACACUAUUUACACUAUUUACUGACAACGAACCUACAUUCAUAUGGAGCUAUGCACCAUCCCUACAUUGUUUAAGUAUUUUUUUUAUGCAAGCUAUUUGUUCAGUCUUCUUCAAACUUUCGAAACAAAUGGAACAAGUGGAUCCUGAAGAACAUUACUACAAAUUAAACCGAUUUCUUCUAUCGGUCAGUGGACUAUGGCCUUAUCAAAAUGAAUGGAGUGCUCGUUUAAUGAGAGCCAUCAUUACUUUCAUCAUGUUGACGUCUACAAUUUUCCAGUUAGCAAGCAUGUUUACAUCUGAUCUCACUCUGGACUUUAUAGUGGACCUGAUUCCAUUGGUUAUACUUACAUUAGGUACCCUGACUAACUUGUUCUCGCGUAUCCUACAUAUAGAUAAAGUAAGUAGAUCCUCACAAUUUACAUUCUUUAAAAUUGAGAUUUAAAUUCUCGUUUCCACAUAAAA